Messenger RNA from Pistacia vera, 912 nucleotides. RefSeq lists its product as uncharacterized. The record is from RefSeq and is a predicted model, not a curated record. NCBI's taxonomy places the organism in Eukaryota, Viridiplantae, Streptophyta, Magnoliopsida, Sapindales, Anacardiaceae. The coding region runs from base 201 to 494 and encodes 97 amino acids. The transcript is spliced from 3 exons.
CAUUAUAUAUGCAAUAUUUUUUUGGCUUUCUCGAUCUAACUCCAUUCUUCUUCUUCCUCUUUGAAAAAAAAAUCCCCCUUUCCUUUUCUCUUUUCGUCUACUUUUCCUACUGUUUUCCAUUAUUUUCUUUCGCUUUCUCUCUAAUUCUAGCUUCUUCUUCUCCACCUUGCUAAUUACUUGCAGACAGAUAGUACAACAUCAUGGGCGACUCUUCUGCUUCGUAUAUUCACACGGUGCACCAUCUAAUAGAAGAGUGUAUUAUUUUCAACAUGAACAAAGAAGAGUGCAUGGAAGCUCUCUCCAAGCAUGCAAAUAUCAAACCAGUCAUUACCGCGACAGUGUGGAAGGAACUGGAGAAAGAAAACAAGGAAUUCUUUGAGGCCUACUCAAGAAAUAGAGCAGAAAGACAAAGAGUUACAGAAAUUGAGAGAAAAGAAAGGAUCCGAAACAUGCUCUCAAAUUCUACUAUUGAAAAUACCAAAGCCAAUAACUAGCAGCUUCAAAGCACAGUUAGUUUAUAGCAGCUUCAAACUGUGAGAAGCGAAAGAGAGAGAGAGUACAGUACAGUUCUAGAACAGUACAGAAGAGGUAAACGGCGCCAUAUGUUUGGGAGGUUGGGUGUGAAUUUUAUUAGGUGUGAAGAAUCCAAAUAGUAAUUGGGAUGCGUGACGGCAUGUGGGAAGAGUAUUGCAUGAAGUGAUGGCACGUUGUAUUAACGUGGCACCGCCCUCUUUGUUCCAUUGUCUGCGUGUCUAAUAUUUGUAGUCUUUUUGUAAAAAUCUCGUUUCAUGAAUCACACUCGAUCGAUGCCCUACCUCAAUGUGUUUUCUUCGAUAGUGUUUAAUUGUUCUGUAAGUCUUUAUCUUCUCUUGUUUGUAAUUGUAAUAAAUGAAGUGUGAAGGUGGGAUUUCA